UGCAGUUAUAACAGCAGGACGCGACUGGAGCUUCGUUUACGCGCAAACAGAGAGCACCCCGAUCAGCCGAGGCUCUGCCGAAACUUCUCCCGUUUCUAUUUGCACACCCCGGAGGAAUCUCGCACCUCUCAGAAGCAACCAUGGAUGAAAUGGAGGAAGAGUUAAAAUGCCCUGUUUGCGGCUCAUUUUACCGGGAGCCCAUCAUACUGCCGUGCUCCCAUAACAUUUGCUUAGCCUGUGCUCGGAAUAUUCUUGUGCAGACCCCCGACGCUGAGUCUCCACAGAGCAGCCGAGCCUCCGGGUCCGGGGUCUCCGAUUAUGAUUAUCUGGAUUUGGAUAAAAUGAGUUUGUAUAGUGAGGCGGACAGUGGCUACGGUUCCUACGGGGGCUUCGUGAGCGCUCCGACCACCCCUUGCCAAAAAUCACCGAACGGGGUUCGGGUUUUCCCCCCGACUGUCCCUCAGCCGCAGCAGCAGCACCUUCUACCGCACCACGGCUCCUUAACUCCGAUCCCUCGUAACUCUUGCAUCACCUGUCCGCAGUGUCACCGCAGCCUCAUCCUGGACGACAGGGGACUCCGCGGGUUCCCCAAGAACAGGGUGCUGGAGGGGGUGGUGGACAGGUAUCAGCAGAGCAAAGCGGCCGCUCUCAAGUGUCAGCUCUGCGAGAAGAGUCCAAAGGAGGCCACCGUGAUGUGCGAGCAGUGCGACGUCUUCUACUGCGACCCGUGCCGCCUGCGCUGCCAUCCUCCCCGCGGUCCACUCGCCAAGCAUCGCCUGGUGCCGCCGGCGCAGGGGCGGAUAAGUCGCCGCGCCAGUCCCCGCAAAAUUUCCACUUGCACAGAGCACGAACUGGAGAAUCUCAGCAUGUACUGUGUACAGUGCAAGAUGCCUGUAUGUUAUCAGUGUUUGGAGGAAGGGAAACAUGGCACGCAUGAGGUCAAAGCUUUAGGCGCAAUGUGGAAACUGCACAAGGGUCAACUGUCCCAGGCCCUCAACGGCCUGUCAGAUCGAGCCACUGAGGCCAAAGAGUUCCUGGUUCAGCUAAAAAAUAUGGUCCAGCACAUCCAGGAGAACGGCGUGGAGUUUGAGGCUUGCUUGGUGGCGCAGUGCGACGCCCUCAUCGACGCGUUGAACCGGCGCAAGGCCCAGCUGCUGUCUCAAGUAAACAAAGAGCACGAACACAAGCUGAAGGUGGUGCGGGAUCAAAUCUCCCACUGUACAGUGAAGUUGCGUCAGACCACAGGCCUGAUGGAGUACUGUUUGGAGGUCAUCAAGGAAAAUGACCCCAGUGGUUUCCUGCAGAUCUCUGAUGCUUUGAUUCGGAGAGUCCACAUGACAGAGAGUCAGUGGGGAAAAGGGACCCUAACCCCCAGGAUGACCAGUGACUUUGACCUCACUCUGGACAGUGGACCUCUCCUGCAAACAAUCCACCAGCUGGACUUUGUACAGAUGAAAGUCCCAGCUGCUCCCAUGCUCCAGCUGGAGGAAUGCUGCACUCAGAACAACAGCGCCACAUUGUCAUGGAAACAGCCACCACUCUCCACCAUCGCCGUGGACGGAUACAUCCUAGAGCUGGACGAUGGAAACGGGGGGCCAUUCAGGGAAGUGUACGUGGGGACGGAGACCAUCUGCACAGUGGAUGGGCUCCACUUCAACAGCACGUACAAGUCCAGGGUGAAGGCCUUCAAUGCCAGCGGAGUGGGCCAGUACAGCAAGACACUGAUCAUGCAGACCUCUGAGAUUGCUUGGUUCACCUUUGACCCGGCGUCCGCUCACCCUGACAUCAUCUUCUCCAACGACAACCUGACGGUGUCGUGCAACAGCUAUGAUGACCGAGUUGUCUUGGGGAACACUGCUUUCUCUCGAGGUGUUCAUUACUGGGAAAUGACCGUUGACCGCUAUGACAACCACCCUGACCCAGCCUUCGGCAUCGCUCGGAGUGACGUCCUGAAGGAUGUGAUGCUAGGGAAGGAUGACAAAGCCUGGGCCAUGUAUGUGGACAAUAACCGCUCCUGGUUCAUGCACAACAACUCGCACACCAAUAGGACAGACGGUGGCAUCACUAAAGGAGCUACAAUAGGAGUGCUGCUGGACUUUACACGUGGGAUUCUCAUCUUCCUCGUGAACGAUGAGCAGCAGGGCCCAGUGGCAUUCGAAGGCUUGGAGGGCGCUUACUACCCCGCUAUCAGCCUCAACCGAAACGUCCAGGUCACACUGCACACUGGUCUACCCAUCCCUGACUUCUACACUCCUGGGGAGGCUGAUCCAACUGGCUCAGUGUGCUGAAAACUCAACACCAUCCGAUUUAAGGAAACCUCCCCAGCUUUCCCGAGGUUCCUCCUGCCAGUCAGAAACUCUGAAAAAACCCUCGCCAACUCCCUCUUCCCUUCUCCUUCUCUUUCGUUCCUGACCAACUGACCCCAAGCAAUCUGGAAGAGGUCCCAUCCAGCGCUGAGCCAUGCCUUUAUCAUGCCUAAACCCCGGACUCACGGUCUGUCCUUAGGACACUGUCAGUAUGGAGGGUGCUUUGCCGUCUGUACCCUGUAUUUUGAUAUUAUGAUGUGUUCCAGUUGGUUGAAGAAGAAAAUUUCCCAGCUGAUGGACUUGGAAUGUUUUUAGAAAAGUGUUUAUAAUGUGGGCUUCAAUUAAUAGUUUGACAUUUUGGGGAAAUACACUCAUUUGUUUUGCUUUUGUUUUUCCAAGACUUGGAUUUGGAUUAUGGAGCCCAUCUUGGCAUAGCUUAUCAUAAAGACUGAAAACAAUGGGGAGAAACCUAGCACGUGUGCCAACUUUCAACCUUUUUUUAAAUAUUUUGAUUUAAAUAUACAUAUUUAAAUAGAGUCUGGGUGCCCAUUUCCCCUUUUUCCUGUCUUUAUGCAAAGCUAAACUAAGGGACCUCUGGCUGUAGCUUCAUAUUUAGUGGAUAGCCAAGAAAGUGGUGUUGUUUUGUAAAUGAGUUUAUAAGAAAAAAAAGAGCCCCCAUCAUACCAUCUACAUACAGUUCAAUAUAUCCUAUUUUUCAUGCUCAUCCCUCUCUUUUCUUUUUCAAAAACACAUCUUUUCCUCCUCAUGAACACACUUACACGGAGGGAGAAUGAGAGGUCAUGUGUAUGAAAGCGUAUGAGGAUUGGUUGAGAUGGGUCAGCAGCCGUAACGAUCCGAGGACGAGAGCAAUAGCCUGACUCUCAGCCGUGUCACUGUCAUAUCCUCGUUCAUAUAAAUGAAACGCUUUUCUUAGUGGCUUAGCUUGUGUGAACCUUCUGUAUCGUUUGUAUAAAGAAAAAGGAAAAUUACAGUAUCAGCCUGAAAUGCUCCUGGAAGCGAGGCCUUCAUGCACCCUUUCUCUGCAGUGCAGCUCUCAAAACAGGAAAGAGGGGGUUUUGGAUAAAUGUAUCAUAUAGAAGUGAGUUUGAAUAAGGUGCUACAGCAGCUCGCUUAGUUCUGGCUUUUUUAAAUGUAGGUGACUGAGUACUGGUAGUUUUUUAUUAUUGUUAUUCAAAUGAUCUAUUGCAAAGAGGUGUAUAGCUAAAUAAGUUAUUGAUGUUCAGAGUUUUUCAAUGAAAGUUCUUCACGUUUCCUUCAGUUGAUACAUAGCUGUUACAGAAAGAAAGAAACAUUUUGUCGCCUUUAAAAUGUACUUCAGAGUUUGUUUUCGUGCUGAGGAAGCUUCUCAGUUGAAUUUCAUUAGAGAGCAACAGGAGAGGAAAGCGACGCUGGGCUGGUUUUGUGGCAUCACAUCUGGCUUCCUCAGUGAGCCACAAUGUCAGACCAGCAGUUUGAUUUAUUUAAGAUUAACCCAUGCCAAGUGCUAAUGUUACCAUGACAUUAUGACAAAGGAAAUGCCAACAUGCUGUGUUUAGCAGGGAUAAUGUUUACUUUGUUUAGCUCAAAAGUGUGAACACUUGCUAACAAGCUCUAAAAAAGCACACGAGGUUGAGGUGAGUGACAUUAGUUUGCAUUUGUUUAGUGAAAAAGUUAUAUUAGCACCAAAUUUUAUUAGAAGCUAGCUACAAUUACUAAUACAUUAAAUCAUGGUUAGUUUCAACUGGUUUAGGGGCCCCUGGGGAAAAAACAGCUGUGCAUUCUCUCUUAUUCCCUCAAAAUAUGAACCCUGCUGCCUCCAAGUUCCCUUAAAUUAUGAUUAAAUUAAAUAAGUUUGUUUUGGAAAAUGCAUACCAUGACUCAGAUGUACAGUACUAUGCAAAACUCUUGAGCCACCCCUGCAUUUCUUCACAUUUUCCUUCCAAUGGACCAGAUGUUGAAAGUGGUCUUUAGCAAUAGUUCUCCAGACUUUCUCAAGGCUUUGCUGCUUUUUCACUCAUUUUCAGCCGAGCCCUUGUACUUGACCAUUUUGAGAAAAAUGUUUUUGUUUGUUAAGCUUCUCAACACUGACCUAUCACUAAAACAUUUAAAAGACAUCUAACUUAAGUGAUGAAACAAUGCUGUGUCUACACAAAGAACCACUUUUAGGCUCUUUGUUACUAGCUGCCUGUCACAAAGCGCAUCAUUUGUUCCAAUUUCUUUAGUUAAAUCUAUGAAAUAUUUCAAACAUAACACAGUUUGGCAGAUGAAAAAUAGUAUUUUUGCACCAGGAAGUUGAUUCCCAAAGAGCUAUUAGCUGAAAACUUGACAUAUCUUGGCAUGGUGUGCAGUGUGUCCUUAAACCAUUUGAGGAAAUUGGACAAAUGGAGAAGAAAAGAAGAAAUGGGAGGCCUAAAAACCUCUCUACAGUUGGAUACCAACAGAUUUUGAUCCAUCAUGCAAUACCAUCUAGAAAGCAUCUGACUAGCAACAAAUCAAUCACACAUCAUCAGGAAAAUUAUCGGUCAUGGACUGACCUCCCCGGAGCCCAAACCAAGCAAGAUAAAAAGAAAUGAGGGGUAGCUCAAGACUUUUGCACAAUUUAAAUGAUCCUAAAACUAGAUUUUUACACUGAGCCCCUCAACAACAUAGGACUGGAUUGAUGGCAGUUCUGUUCAGAGCUCCUAUGUUAGUCUGAUUUAAUUUUCGGUCAGUGUGCCUGAUAACUCAGACCAGAAGGUAAAUCAACCUGAGAGGAACAUGAAUGUAUCUGAGCUACAGAGUUCGACCAACUGCAGGACGCUGCCAGUCAAUGCUCAAGUCAAAAUGUAGAAUGGAACUGCUGCCCCUUCAGGUUGCUUGUAAAGUUUCCUGGAGCAUCGUAGCCCUGAGACAUACAUCACGUAUCUAGCAUACACAGAAGGUGCUAUCCUGUGUUUGAGCUUCAUGGGUGUGCCUUUUCCCCCUCUUCAGUACCCAAAAGAUUUAUGAAACUUUGCUUCGAACUAGAUUCGUUGCUUCAGCAGAGUCAUCUGUAACAUCCGCGAUGCCUGAAUUCACCUGCUGCUACAUAUUUUUAUAUUGUGAAAGGGCAAAAUGAAACAAUGGUUAUGUUUGCCACUGAUACAACCACAGCAUUGGGGAGAAAAAUCACAGUCAGGUUUAUUUUUUGUUCUUUUCCUGUCCCAUGUAAUUACAGUGAUUGUAAUUCAUGUGGCACUGCUAAAAUGGCUGCACAAAGAAAAUAUAACGUACAGUAUGACAGAGUACGUGCAUGUGUACUGACUGCAGCAUUCAGCAAGCUGCACAGCCUUCGCUCCAAGGCUGAAUUCAAGCUUUGAUUUAUGCAACAUUUAACUGGCUGCUUUUCAAGGUAAGCCCUUUGUUCAGCCAUAAUUAUGAUAGCGGAAAAUAACGCAUUCAGCAGUGGGUCACUGAGCGACGAGAGCUUCUUUUCAAUCAUACGCAGACAAGUGCAUCCAUUAUCAAAGCAUUACACAACCUCAGAAUCCGGGACACGUGAACAAUGUGGCUUUAACUCAGCAAAAUAGUUCAUUGGAGACAUUUUCCAUAUGUCUAAUGUGAGAUUGCGCACACUUGUGUAAUAUUCUGUGAGAAUAUUUUAACUUCUUUGAUUUAAAAAGAUGACCUGAAUCUGUGUUUCUGAACUGAACACUUGGGGUGCUGACAUUCAAAAGUGUGUGAUUGUAACAUUUAUUGUUUCUAAACCAGCCAUAUAUACUUAUAGAACAUUAAAUAGAUUAACCCGGGGAUGAUUUAUGUCUACUGUAAAGCCUCGCCAAAUACGGAAACUAUUUCUUAAAAGGACUGCACUCAGUCGCUGGGCGACACUGGGUGUUAUAUCUCCAAAUGUACAUACAUACAGUCUAUGUGUGUAUGUGUGUGCGCGUGCGCCUGUGAAUGUGUGUGUGUAUUACCUUCAUUAUGACCUCAUUUCAACUCCAAAGUGAUUCCUUUUUUUUGCCCCAUUUGAUCCAAAGUGGAAUGUCAUCGCUUAUUAUUAUUUCCGGUGAACCUGAAAUAUCUCUGUGGAGAAUUUUAUCAAUGUAUUACUAUGAUUUUAUCAAAGUAUAAUUACUAUGAUUGUUCCAGUGUCUAUCAUUACCAUAUUACUGCUAUUAUUCUGAUGAUUUGAAGUAUAAUAUGAGCCUCUGUGUUUUCUGUAUGUGUGAAUAUUCAAUAAAUAGGUGUC
Molecule: messenger RNA, 6516 nt
Organism: Oreochromis aureus
Lineage: Eukaryota; Metazoa; Chordata; Actinopteri; Cichliformes; Cichlidae
Gene: trim9
Product: tripartite motif containing 9
Exons: 10
Coding region: 141-2288 (715 amino acids)
Molecular function (GO): zinc ion binding; protein binding
Source: RefSeq, a predicted model, not a curated record